CAAUACAGAAACGGCACCGCUAUCUUUCCCUCUUCUUCGACACCCUUCUUUUUCCUCAGCCAUGGAAGGCUUAAGCGAUGAUUUCUCCGACGCAUGGCAAGACCCAGACGCUUUCCUCUCCCAGAGUCAGUCCCUCUCUUCUUCCUCCGAGACCUACAUGCUCGGCUUCGUCAUCGCCAACAUCGUCGGCAUUCAGUACUACUCCGGCACCAUCAGCGGCCGCGAAAUGGUCGGUCUUGUCCGCGAGCCUCUCAACCCUUACGAUUCCAACGCAAUCAAAGUCCUCAACACCCGAAUGGUUCAGGUCGGCCACAUUGAGCGCACAGUCGUCGCCGUCUUAGCUCCGCUCGUCGACUCGGGCUCGAUUGUGAUUGAAGGCAUUGUGCCGAAGAAGCGGGCUUCGUCCAACAGGUUCAGAAUUCCCUGCCAAAUCCACAUCUUUUGCCGCUUCGAGGCCUUCUCCGACGUGCGAUCGGCGGUUAUGCGAGGCGGGUUGAUGCUGAUAUCGGACUCCGACGUGUCGUUCGGGCUCUCAGAGGCGAUCGUGGUCGAGGAGAGGAAGGCCAAGAGGGGGAACAGGAGUGUGGACAAGAUUUUCAAGCUGGUGGAUGAGGGUUUGAGCAAAAAGGGAAAGUUGCGAGCUUUGGAGCCGCCGAAGGAAGUGAUCAAAUCGGAGCUUUUUGCGCAUCAGAAAGAAGGUUUGUGGUGGUUGGCUCACAGAGAGAAUUCUGGGGAAUUGCCUCCGUUUUGGGAAGAGAAAGACGGGUCUUAUGUUAAUGUGCUAACAAAUUACCAAUCGGAUUCGAAACCAGAGCCUUUGCGAGGCGGGAUUUUCGCAGACGAUAUGGGGUUGGGUAAGACUCUAACUUUGCUUUCCUUGAUAGCUUUUGAUAAAUAUCCUAGUGAUCUUCCAUUUCCAAUCAGUAGUGGCAGUGGCAAUGUGGAUAAAGUUGAUGAAUUUGGUGAGGAAUUAGGUGAUGAAGUUUCUGUUUCUAGUGGUAAGAAGGGUAAGAGGAGUAGGCCAAGUAAGAAAACUUCGGGGUCGAGGAAAAAACGUAAAAUUUAUGAUACCAUUUUGGACAAAGACACAGAAGGAAAAUCUGGUGGUAAGACUACCUUGAUUGUAUGUCCUCCUUCUGUGUUUUCGACAUGGAUAACGCAGUUGGGAGAUCACACCAAGCCUGGUAGUUUUAAGGUGUACAUGUAUUAUGGCGAUAGGACUGACAAUUUUGAGGAGCUAAAGAAGUAUGACAUUGUUUUGACAACAUAUAGUACUUUGGCUACUGAGAGUUCUUGGUCAAAGUCUGCUGCGAAGGAGAUGAACUGGUGGCGAGUUAUUUUGGAUGAGGCACACAUGAUUAAGAAUGCGAAUGCUCUGCAAAGUCGAGUUGUUUGUGAUUUGAAGGCUAACAAGAGGUGGGUUGUUACCGGAACGCCCAUUCAGAAUGACUCGUUUGAUUUGUUUUCUUUGAUGGCAUUUCUGCGGUUUGAGCCAUUUUCGGUUAAGAGUUACUGGCAGAGCUUAGUCCAGCGUCCACUUGCUCAGGGGAACGAGAAGGGGCUAUCGAGGCUUCAGGUUCUAAUGGCAACCAUUUCCUUGCGAAGAACAAAAGACAAAGAACUGAUAGGAUUGCCAUCGAAAACCAUAGAGACUUGUUAUAUAGAACUUUCUAGGGAAGAACGUGAAGUGUAUGACCAAAUGGAAAGAGUCGCAAAGAAUGUUCUACAGGGUUACAUUGAUGCUGGUAGUCCAACAUCCAACUAUACAACUGUACUCAGUACGAUCUUACGACUUCGCCAAAUCUGUAUUGAUCUAGCCCUGUGCCCUUCAGAUAUCAAAUCCUUGCUCCCUUCUAACAAUAUUGAAGAUGUAUCCAACAACCCAGAGUUGCUUCAGAAGAUUGUUGAGGUACUGCAAGAUGGUGAAGAUUUUGACUGUCCAAUCUGCAUUUCUCCACCGACUGAUAUGGUGAUCACUAGUUGCGGUCAUAUCUUUUGCCAUGCUUGUAUUAUGAAAACAUUAAAGCACACCAAGUCCUCGUGCCCUCUCUGUCGACAUCCUUUAACAACUACGGACCUGUUCUCGGCUCCACCACCAUCCUCUAAUGCUGAAGAUGAAGAAUCUUCCUCGAGAUCAGCCGUAUCUUCAAAAGUUUCUGCUCUUCUAAAACUUCUUGUAGCAUCAAGAGAUCAUAAGUCAGCUACAAAGUCGGUUGUAUUCUCACAAUUUAGAAAAAUGUUGGUAUUACUUGAAAAACCACUAAAAGAAGCCGGAUUUAAGAUUUUGCGGAUAGACGGAUCUAUGAAUGCAAAGAGAAGGGCUCAAGUGAUUGAAGAAUUUGGAGUCUCGAAAAAAGAUGAGACCACAAUCUUGCUUGCAAGUCUCAAGGCUGCAGGGACAGGUAUAAAUCUAACAGCUGCUUCUCGAGUCUACUUCCUGGAGCCAUGGUGGAAUCCAGCAGUUGAGGAACAAGCUAUGGACCGCAUCCACAGAAUUGGACAGAAAGAGGAAGUGAAGAUUGUGAGAUUGAUUGCUCGGGACACCAUCGAAGAAAAGGUUCUAGAGUUGCAGGAGCGGAAGAAAAAACUCGCAAGGGAAGCUUUUGGAAAAAGAGGUUCAAAGGAUAGGACAGAAGUAGGAAUCAACGAUCUCCGUGCUCUAAUGUCUAUGUGAGCUUGUUUUUAGUCUUGAGACCAUGAAUGUAUAGGCAUGUGAGUUCCGCAUUUCAUAAAUUAUGUAUAAAUAGGUAAGUUUUUGGUGAUCUCCAUGCCCUUUUGGCUUUUGCUUUAAAAAUAUGUCAAUGGCUCUAAAAUGCACCAUGUUGCGUUGUUCAUUGGCUUUCAUGCGAUAAAAAUGUUUGGUUUAGCUAGUUUUAAUGCAAUAUUGAGUGUGACUUUUGUUACAAGGCAUUGA
Messenger RNA from Morus notabilis, 2914 nucleotides. Its product is annotated as putative SWI/SNF-related matrix-associated actin-dependent regulator of chromatin subfamily A member 3-like 1. The transcript is spliced from 3 exons. The record is from RefSeq and is a predicted model, not a curated record. NCBI's taxonomy places the organism in Eukaryota, Viridiplantae, Streptophyta, Magnoliopsida, Rosales, Moraceae. Gene Ontology annotation, molecular function: hydrolase activity, acting on acid anhydrides, in phosphorus-containing anhydrides; nucleic acid binding; ATP-dependent chromatin remodeler activity. Bases 62 to 2674 code for a protein of 870 amino acids.